Molecule: messenger RNA, 1620 nt
Organism: Colletotrichum gloeosporioides
Lineage: Eukaryota; Fungi; Ascomycota; Sordariomycetes; Glomerellales; Glomerellaceae
Product: putative transporter
Exons: 4
Coding region: 1-1620 (539 amino acids)
Biological process (GO): transmembrane transport
Cellular component (GO): membrane
Molecular function (GO): transmembrane transporter activity
Source: RefSeq, a predicted model, not a curated record
AUGGGUAGUGCCAGCCAGGAGGCCGUUCAGCCUUCCUCCCCUGAGAUCAUUCGCCAGUCUGAAGAGAAGGGUCAAGAUGCCACUCAGGUCGAGCGCACCUUGUCUGGUGCUGACGCCAAAGGCGACCACGUCAACUACGACCGUAUCGACAACGAAAUCGCCGAGUAUGCCGAUGCCACCGGCGCUGUUGUCAUUACCGAGGAAGAGAACAAGCGCCUGAAGAGGCUUAUCGACAGACGCGUCCUGCCCAUCAUGGUGGUGACCUACUUCCUCCAGGCGCUGGACAAGGGAACCAUGUCCUUCAGCUCCAUCAUGGGAAUCCGUGAUGACAUCCCGAUCCUCAAGCAAAACUACUACUGGGGAUGGCUCACCACCUGUAUUUACAUUGCCGUUCUGAUUGUUGAAUACCCGACCAACUGGCUGAUCCAACGUGUGCCUGUCGCCAAAUACCUCAGCUUCAACAUUCUGGCAUGGAGUGUUGUGCUUUGCUGCCACGCCGCAUGCUUCAGCUAUCCGGCUCUUAUCACCUGCCGAACUCUGCUGGGAAUUUUCGAGGCUGUUUGCCAGCCCGCCUUCCUGAUCAUGAGUUCGAUCUGGUACAAGCGCUCGGAGCAGGCCCAGGUUGUCACCUACUGGUACAUGAUGAACGGCAUGCAGCAGAUCUGCGGUGGUCUGUUGGCCUACGCCUUCUCCCACAUUAGGCAUCCCAGCUUCCAGGAUGGCAACCCGCCGGGCAACGCCGCCAUUCGCUCGUGGCAAGCAAUCUUCAUCACCUAUGGCAGCGCGUCUUUCCUCUGGGGCCUGUACGUCCUCUGGACUCUGCCCGACAGCCCCAUGCGUGCCAAGUGCUUCUCGGAAGAGGACAAGAAGCUCAUGGUUGAGCGUGUUCGUUCCAACCAGACGGGUCUGCAGAACAAGACGUUCCGUGCCUACCAGGUCAAGGAGGCUUUCACCGACCCCCAGACGUACUGCUACAUGCUCAUCCAGAUCUGCACGACUCUCCCCACAUCCGGACUCGGUGCCUUCUAUAACAUUAUCCUCAAGGGCUUGAACUUCUCGCUUCUCCAGACCCAGCUUCUGGCCAUGGUUCUGGGUGCCAUCAUCAUCUUCACCUUGAUGACCUCGGCCUGGGCAACCAAGAAAUGGAACCAGAACCUGAUCACGAUGGCUGUCUUCCUAAUCCCAUCGUUCAUUGGUACGAUUGUUAUCAUGACUGUGCCGAACAAGAACGAGUCUACCAAAGCUGGUCUCCUGAUCAGCUACUGGAUCGUCUUCACUUUUUGGGCUGCGCAGGGUCUCGGCAUGUCCAUGCUGACGCGAAAUGUCGGAGGGCAGACCAAGAAGUCUGUCUGCAUUACGCUGAACUUCUUGGCUUGGUGCGCGGGUAACGCUGCGGGCCCGCAGGUCUUCUUCGACGGUGACGCGCCCCGCUACAUCAAGGCGCUGACAAUUCACCUCGUCUGCUACUCCGUCCUGGUUGCUGUCAUUGUGUUCCUUCGCUGGAACCUGGUCUGGCGCAACAAGAAGAAGGACAGGAAGUACGGUGCUGAGAUUGACACCACCCACGGCUUCGAUGAUUUGACGGACCAGGAGAACAAGAACUUCCGCUACAUCUACUAA